Bolinopsis microptera is the source of this 794-nucleotide messenger RNA. RefSeq lists its product as uncharacterized. The record is from RefSeq and is a predicted model, not a curated record. The coding region runs from base 1 to 543 and encodes 180 amino acids. NCBI's taxonomy places the organism in Eukaryota, Metazoa, Ctenophora, Tentaculata, Lobata, Bolinopsidae. The transcript is spliced from 3 exons.
AUGUUCACAAAGAUAAGUUUAGCAAAACAGCUCAUGAUGAAUCUGUUCCUGGCCCUCCUACUUACGGCAGUGGUCUCACAGCCGGUUAACCUUGAACUUGAGAACAAAAAAGCAGACCUUGGCAGCCAAUUAUCCGCUGCAGCCCUGGAACUGUUUAUGAAGUUCGAUGUUCUCAUUGAAGAAUACACAUGCAAACUUGAGGACGCCGAUUGUAAACCCUGGAAGGCUGAUAAUUUGUUAGAUGCAAUGCAGCUGAAAAAGGUGAAUUGUGACGAAGAUACUGAUAAGACAAACGAGAUGUGUGCCAAGGCAAGAGAGCUACUGGGAAAUAUGGAGGCGAAUAAUGAAGCGAUACAGGAGGGCUUGAAAGACAUUGCUAGGCAGAUGUUUAACAAGGAAACCAAAGCAGUGAUGAAUCCAUUGGGAGGGGCUAUAGCUGACUUUAUAUGCUACAAGGAGGAGGGCUUGUGCGAAAUUUUGAGAGCAAUUUAUGAUGCCGAGGAACAGAUCGAGAACAAAUACGAAGACGAGAAUAAGAAAUAAGAAUAUUGACCCAAAAUAGAAAUUUGGGUUGAAGAAUUCAUAAUUUCAAAAAUUGUCUUGAAGCACAUUUGUUAGAAAACAGAAAAAAUAAGAUAGCCUAUUGCAUGUCCGGACGUUUUUCUCUCAGUAAAAUUAAAAAUAGAUUUGGUAUUAGGUAUAUAAUUAGGUGUUUUAAGUCUAUAUCCAAUUGUCUUUCAAAUAUUCGGAUAAGUACAUGUUUUACAACUUUUGAUAUUAGUUAUUUGUCCAAA